CAACACAAAUGAUAUUAUUUUGACCCGAGCGCUCAGUCGACUUGCCAGCUGACUUACAUAAACGAAACCGUUGCUAAACAAAGAAUAAUAACUUUUCAAAAAAUAUGUAUUUAUGCAGCGUGAAAAAUUUAACCCGCAGCGCCAAAGCGUGUGCUUUGCAGCGGUGGACAAAGCGGGCUUACUCGAAUAUUCGACUUGUUUAUAAGCACAGCUUCAGCCACUCAGUGAAGAUCAGACUUUACUCCACUCGCCAUAAACCGGUCCGUAUCGGCUGCGCUUCAGGGUUUUGGGGUGACACUGCGACAGCAGUCCCCCAGCUCAUACAUGGUGGUAAACUGGACUUCCUUGUAUUUGACUAUCUGUCCGAAAUCACCAUGUCCCUGCUGACAGCAGCCAAAACUAAGAUGCCUAAUAUGGGCUAUGCUCCUGACUUUGUUCUUGCUGCCAUUUCUCCAUUUAUUAAGCAUAUAAGUCAAAAAGGUAUUCGUGUGGUUAGCAAUGCUGGUGGGGUGAAUCCUCUCGCCUGUGCCUCUGCUAUACAAGAAGUGGUGCAGAAAGCAGGUCUAGACCUGAAAGUUGCAGUGGUAACUGGUGAUGACCUAAUGCCACAGAAAGACUCUCUGAAUAUGCUGAGGAUGGCUGAUGUAGAAGAAAAGAAAACACUUCCCAAAACUGUACACAGUAUGAAUGCGUAUCUGGGCGCUGUCCCUAUAAAGCGAUGUUUGGACCUUGGGGCUGAUAUCGUAGUGACCGGACGCUGUGUCGACAGUGCAGUAGUGCUUGGACCGCUGAUGCAUUCGUUUGGUUGGGAGCAGAGUGCCUUUGACCUCCUGGCUGCUGGAAGCCUCGCAGGACACCUGAUAGAAUGUGGUGCUCAAGUCACUGGUGGGAUUUUUACAGAUUGGCAUAAAGUUCCAGACUGGGAUAACAUGGGCUUUCCAGUGGUUGAAUGUUUGGCAGACGGCUCAUUUACACUGUCCAAGCCUCCCAAAACCGGCGGGCUAGUCUCAUUUGGUACAGUAGCAGAGCAGCUAGUUUAUGAAAUUGCGGACCCACAGCGUUACCUCCUACCUGAUGUCUCUUGUGACUUCUCACAGGUCACCAUCACUGAGAUACCAGGUGUGGAUGGAGGAGCUGUCAGAGUAGGUGGAGCAAAGGGAUCACCUCCAUCACGUGACUACAAGGUCUGUGCCACAUAUAUGGAUGGCUUCAGGGCUACAGCAGUUUGUCCAGUGGGUGGUCCUAGAGCUGCAGAAAAAGCCAGAAGAACAGCAGAGAGCAUUAUCAAAAGGACCAGGUGCAUUUUCAGACAGAUGGGGCUGGAUGAUUACAGUGGUGUCAACAUCCAGGUGCUGGGUGUUGAGGAUACAUAUGGACCACAUGCAAGUAACAGUGGCCUUCGGGAAGCAGUUCUUUGGAUGGCUGUCCAUCACAAGCAGAAGAAAGCUCUGGAGUUUUUCUCUAGAGAAGUGGCUCCAGCAGGAACUGGCAUGGCUCCUGGACUUACAGGCAUUGUAGGAGGCCGACCUAGAGUAUCACCAGUACUGAAGCCUUUUUUCUUCCUGUAUCCUAAAACAGAACUUAAGGUGAACAUCUAUCUCAAUGGAGAGUUGGUGGAGACGUUGAGAGAGGCUGACUCUUCUUUAGCUGAGUGGCGUGCCCCCUCCCGCCUUCCCGAAGAAAAUGUUUACAAGCCCACAGACCUGCCCACUGGCCCUCACAGUUACAGACUUGAGGAUUUGGCUUAUACACGAAGUGGAGACAAAGGAGACUCUGCAAAUAUUGGGGUAAUUGCAAGACAUCCACUUUAUUUUCCCUACCUGAAGAAAUUUUUGACUGCUGAUGUCGUGGAGAAAUACUUUCAGCAUCUGAUUAAAAAGAAUGAAAUGGGGUUUCCCUCUGUGACACGAUUAAGGUAUGAGUUGCCUGGUAUUUGUGGUUUGAACUUCGUGUUACACAACUCUCUUGGAGGGGGAGGGGUGGCCUCUCUAAGGAGUGACCCUCAGGGAAAGGCUUAUGGACAGAUGUUGCUGGACUACAGUUUGACUGGCCUGCCCCAUCUCACAUCACUGGUAGACUGAGGAAAGAGGGUGCUGUGAGGAAA
This is a messenger RNA of Pygocentrus nattereri (red-bellied piranha), 2104 nucleotides long. RefSeq lists its product as uncharacterized. The record is from RefSeq and is a predicted model, not a curated record. The transcript has 21 exons. The coding region runs from base 105 to 2081 and encodes 658 amino acids. Lineage: Eukaryota; Metazoa; Chordata; Actinopteri; Characiformes; Serrasalmidae.